Elaeis guineensis (African oil palm) is the source of this 1428-nucleotide messenger RNA. The record is from RefSeq and is a predicted model, not a curated record. NCBI's taxonomy places the organism in Eukaryota, Viridiplantae, Streptophyta, Magnoliopsida, Arecales, Arecaceae.
CACGGAGGACAGCAUAGCAUAGGCUGCACUCUUCUUGUUCGGAACUCCAUCCUAUCCUAUAUCUCCCCUCUUUUUCCUGACCAUGAGUUCUGAGAAGGCUAUGCCAUGGUCUACUGGCCUCUGCGACUGCUGCGAGGACGUCGGCAGCUGCUGCCUGACAUGCUUCUGCCCAUGUGUAGCCUUCGGUCGGAUCGCCGAGAUUGUCGACAAGGGAUCCACCUCGUGUCCGACGGGUGGAAUGCUGUAUUUUCUAUUGAUGUUGGUCGUCGGACACGGCUGGAUAUACUCGUGCUUCUACCGGACCAAGCUGAGACAGGAGUACUCGCUGCAGAAGAAACCCUGCAAUGACUGCCUCGUCCACUGCUGCUGCGAGGGCUUAGCCCUUUGCCAGGAGUACCGGGAGCUCCAGCGCCGGGGCUUCGACAUGACCAUAGGGUGGGAAGCGAACAUGCAGAAGAAGAGGCAGGGGGCGACGUUACCACCAGGGAUCCCUGAAGGAAUGAGCCUCAGUAGACGACAAUGCCCUUGGUCCGCAUUGCCGGAGAAGGCACGAGAAAUUAUUGCAUGCACCAGGUCCAAGCGAACCACGGCGGAUAACCCAUUACCUUGGUCACGUCAACCCAUGCCACGGUCCAAGUCCACCCUCCAAUGCGCGUCCGAUAGUUUCCAGGUCGUGGCCCCGGGAGUUGCUCUCAGAUGUUCUCCAUGUCAUGGCAUACCAUCACAUAAGAACAAGGGCUCUCUUCUCUCCUCCUCCCACAACUCCGUCCCAUCUCCUUUCCCCACCACCACCAUGUAUCCCCCAAAACCGGACUCCGGUUAUCCUCCGGCGAUGGCGCCACCACCAACAACGGGCAUCCCCAUAAGCUCGACCAACCAAUUCUAUGCCCAACCCGGUCCUGCCACCUUCCAUGUUCAUUCUCAGGCUCCGGUCCCAUGGUCCACCGGCCUCUGCCACUGCUUCGACGACUGCAGCAACUGCUGCAUCAGUUGCUUCUGCCCAUGCAUCACUUUCGGCCGGAUCGCGGAGAUCGUCGACAAAGGAUCCUCCUCGUGUGGUGCGAGUGGAGCGCUGUACGCGUUGAUAUUCUGUGUGACGGCGUGUAGCUGCUUGUAUUCGUGCUUCUAUCGAACCAAGCUGAGGGCGCAGUACUCGCUGCGGGGAAGCCCCUGCACCGACUGCCUCGUUCACUGCUUCUGCGAGCCCUGCGCCCUUUGCCAGGAGUACCGCGAGCUCAAGCGCCGUGGCUUCGACAUGACCGUCGGAUGGCACGCGAACAUGGAGAGGCAGGGGCAGGCGGCGACGUUACCGCCUGCGAUUCAUGGGGACAUGAGCCGUUGAUGGUUCCAAAUUUGUCAGAUGUCUCUCAAGGACCCGAGUUUAAUCAACCAUUUCAGGAUAGGAUGCAUAUGCUUUAUUCCUUUCCA